Molecule: messenger RNA, 399 nt
Organism: Porites lobata
Lineage: Eukaryota; Metazoa; Cnidaria; Anthozoa; Scleractinia; Poritidae
Source: the annotation of a GenBank genome assembly
AUGGUUUUCAAGAAAUUCAGUGAACUCGAAAAUCACCUUGAUGUUGGUGAACACAGCCAAGUUCGCCGAAACUCUGAUACGGUUUAUGACAAGCUAAGAAGAGACUGGGCGGAUAAGGACGAAGAAAUCAGAAGCGUGCCUGAAGCAGUUGGAGAGGAGAGUCACGAAAAGAAUGAAACUGGCCGCUCUCCCCAGUGCAGUGACUUGCAGACUGGAUGGGCUCUACACAAGCCCCGAAACGAAGCUGUGCGUUUUCCUACCGAGGUUAAACAGUACCUAAUAACGAAAUUUGAUCUUGGAGAAAGAAAGAAAAAGAAGAACUGGCAUCAAGUCAGAUCCCGCAAAAGUGGCAGCAGAUAUGCGAACUGCAAGAAACCCAGACAGUUCUCGGAUAUUUGA